Messenger RNA from Haliotis rubra (blacklip abalone), 1184 nucleotides. RefSeq lists its product as uncharacterized. Lineage: Eukaryota; Metazoa; Mollusca; Gastropoda; Lepetellida; Haliotidae. The transcript has 7 exons. Bases 153 to 878 code for a protein of 241 amino acids. The record is from RefSeq and is a predicted model, not a curated record.
CUUGGGUAUAACCCAUCGCGUGACUGCAUAAGGGCAUUAUAGGUCAUGUGACUUCCCAGUUCUCAUUUGUCGUGGUAACAAAUUCAGCUGAGACGUACAAUCUGAAGGAUUGUCUCCCCUAGUUUUAAGACUUGCAAGUUUAAAGUUACUCAAUGGCGACAGCAGCAAGUAUUAACGUUACGAACCAUGACGUCGGGACUGUCCAAAUAGGAAACGGGAACACUGUCCUCAAUUUCCCUGAUGAAAUCGACCUGAAUUUGAACAUGAAAAUCAAUAACCAAAGUGAUGUCGUUAAUUUCAACCCGAAUAUCACGGUAAUGGUUGCUGAUAAGAAAGAAGAACCCACAUCCUGCGUUAUUUCAGACGGAGAUAUAGAGGUCAAGGUCACGGAUGUUCCAGACAGAGAGGUUAAAGAUGGCAUGUCCCCUACAACACCAGCAAGCUGGACAGAAAACAUUGUUCAAACAGUCAGAAACAUAUUUUCUCUGAGAUCGUACUUAUAUGGGGGAAUAUCGGAGCCAUCAGAUGACACCGUGACGAUCCUGGACAGACACCGGGUGGUACUAGAACCAGGAGAUAUCGUCCUCGCAGACGCAUUCGUGUUGUAUUCAGGUGGAGGAACUAUCCUGAGACGAGAACAGGACACAGGGAUGGUCAUCAAGACGAAGUUGGACGCAGACUCCGAGUUUGAAAAAUGGGAAUUCUGGAACACACGAGAGUAUUACGACUUCUACACACCCUCAGAACGGAUAACACGAGCCCACGGCAUCCUGGACAGCGUCUUUAAGGGGUCGGACUGUGACUUCGUGUCCUGGUGCUAUGCAGGGAUGAUGUGGGACGAGGCACACUGCAAUGGCUAUGCGUUAUACUGUCGGUAGUAACCAAAUCACCAUGGGAACGAGAAGACGGUCUUUGGCUGAGCGCAAGGAUUUCAGGGAAGGGGGUGAGCCUGAUCUUUGACAGAGGUCUUUGGUUGACUGCAAGGAUCUCUGGGAAGGAGUUAAGCCUGGUCUCUGACAGAGGUCUUGGCUGACCGCAAGAAUUUCAGGGAAGGGGGUGAGCCUGGUCUCUGACAAUUACAUGGAAGGUUUAGUGUCAUUUGUACAUAAGCAUUGUUUCAAUUUAUCAAAACCUUCACAUUUAUAUGUAUAUUUUGCCAAAUAAACAUUGUUGUUAUUCAAACA